ACCCUCUCCCUGAGGUUUUACUACAUUUCCCAGGAUGCUUUGCCAACGACGACGCUAUUGGCCGGCGCCGACGGAAGAGCACCUGACUGAGCGGAAGUAGAGAUCUCAGAGGCGAGAAAGUUUCAGCUUCACCUCCCUCACUGAUUCAGCAUGGGGGAAAAGUCGGAGGACUGUAGGGUUCCAGAGGAUCUGUUGACUGGUUUGAAAGUUACAGAUCCCCAGGAAGCAGAGUGUGUUAACCCUCCAGUAUCCAGUGGCAAAGAGCAUCAUUCCCAGAGCGAACUGCUCAAGGAUGUCGACGCCCAGCCCCAGGAAGACCAAGGGGAGGAGGAGUGCUUUCAUGACGCCAGUGCCUCAUUUGAGACGGAGGAGCCGGGAGCGGAGAAGAUUGAGAACAAACCUGAGGAUGAUAUGAAUUCCUCUGAACUAGAUGAAGAAUAUCUAAUGGAACUGGAGAAGAACAUGCCAGAUGAAGAGAAAAAGAGAAGGAGAGAAGAGAGCUCUAGACUAAAGGAGGAGGGAAAUGAGCAGUUUAAGAAGGGAGAUUACAUAGAAGCCGAAAGUUCUUAUACUCGCGCCCUGCAGACGUGUCCCUCCUGCUUCCAGAAAGACCGGUCUGUUCUGUUUUCCAACAGAGCUGCAGCAAGGAUGAAACAGGACAAGAAAGAGAUGGCCAUCAGUGACUGCAGCAAAGCAAUUCAGUUAAACCCCAGCUAUAUCAGGGCAAUACUGAGGAGAGCAGAGUUGUAUGAGAAAACUGACAAGCUGGAUGAAGCCCUGGAAGACUAUAAAUCCAUAUUAGAAAAAGACCCAUCAGUACAUCAAGCAAGAGAAGCUUGCAUGAGAUUACCUAAGCAAAUUGAAGAACGGAAUGAAAGACUGAAGGAAGAGAUGUUAGGUAAACUAAAAGAUCUUGGGAACUUGGUUCUCCGGCCUUUUGGACUCUCCACAGAGAAUUUCCAGAUCAAACAGGAUUCCUCUACUGGCUCCUACUCCAUCAAUUUUGUUCAAAAUCCAAAUAACAACAGAUAACAAAGAUAACAAUAGCUUUUAAAGCUGGCUUGGAAAUUGUAUGCAGCUUGGAUUAGCAAGGGGAAAGGCCCUGCCAGUGUUUAACUUCUAAAAGCAUCUGAUCUCAGAGACAGGCUGUCUCGUAGAGCCCCGCGCUCCCUUCUCCCCCUUGUUUUACAAUCAGGGUGAAACGCACUUCCUGAUACAGUGAGCCUAAUUUGAUUUCCAUUUUAUGGUGGUGUCUGUGCUGCUGUUGCCCUGGCUCCGGCUGUCCUUUGUUUUGUCCAGGAGAAAGCCUGCUUAUCGAGACUUGCCUCCCUGAGCUCCAUAAACACAAACCCAGCUGGAGUCUCCUGGGCUGAGCAAACCUGCCGGGUAGAGACCCCCCGGCCAUGCGUGAUGGGGUCCCCGCCUGCUGUCCCCUCAUCCCAAUCGCACACACUGCCCUGCGUGGGCUCCAGCAUCUCCUGGUUUCCUCUGGUAAUAAAUGCUUUCUGUG
Budorcas taxicolor (takin) is the source of this 1510-nucleotide messenger RNA. It is a transcript of the gene TTC1, whose product is annotated as tetratricopeptide repeat domain 1. Gene Ontology annotation, molecular function: protein binding. NCBI's taxonomy places the organism in Eukaryota, Metazoa, Chordata, Mammalia, Artiodactyla, Bovidae. Bases 151 to 1032 code for a protein of 293 amino acids. The record is from RefSeq and is a predicted model, not a curated record. The transcript is spliced from 8 exons.